Danio aesculapii is the source of this 810-nucleotide messenger RNA. It is a transcript of the gene nkx2.7, whose product is annotated as NK2 transcription factor related 7. Gene Ontology annotation, biological process: regulation of transcription by RNA polymerase II; cell differentiation. The coding region runs from base 1 to 810 and encodes 269 amino acids. Gene Ontology annotation, molecular function: DNA-binding transcription factor activity, RNA polymerase II-specific; RNA polymerase II cis-regulatory region sequence-specific DNA binding. NCBI's taxonomy places the organism in Eukaryota, Metazoa, Chordata, Actinopteri, Cypriniformes, Danionidae. Gene Ontology annotation, cellular component: nucleus. The transcript has 2 exons. The record is from RefSeq and is a predicted model, not a curated record.
AUGCUUCCGAGUCCUGUGACCUCCACUCCGUUUUCGGUAAAGGACAUCCUGAAACUGGAGCAGCAGCAAGCGCUGAACCCUGGGGUAUUCAUGGGUGUUGAGCAGGACUCUGUGCCGCUGCAGUCGCUUCAGCUUCAGUGUAUGCAGAACACCCUGAGCCGGAGUCUAGAUCUCCUUUACAGCCCGGAGAAAGGGAUCGCCGGAGAACAGGUGAAAUGCGACGACUUUGACAUCGUCAGAAGCUCAUGCGGAUCUCCAACGGAGGAGGAGAUGGAUGCAAACGAAGAAACAAGCAUGUGUCCAUAUGCCGACUCCAGCUACAGCGGUAAAAACAGCGAGACACACCGGGAGAAACCGAAGCAGAGGCUGCGCAGGAAACCGCGGGUGCUUUUCUCCCAAACACAAGUGUUUGAGCUGGAAAGACGCUUUAAGCAGCAGAGAUACCUUUCGGCCCCGGAGCGAGACCACCUGGCUCUUGCACUGAAGCUUACAUCCACACAAGUCAAAAUAUGGUUCCAGAACCGGAGGUAUAAGUGUAAGAGACAGCGGCAGGAUAAAUCCCUGGAGCUGGCCGGCCCGCGGAGGGUGGCGGUGCCCGUGCUAGUGCGGGAUGGCAAACCCUGUCACGGAGCACCGUACAAUGUCACUGUAUCAUAUCCCUACAAUAACUAUUACAACAGCUAUGGAAAUAACCCAUAUCACUGUAACUUCACUUCUGUGCCAUCAUUUGCCAACACAAGUCAAAUACCAAAUCACUUUGUGGACAUGAAUCUGGCGACGGGAUCCGUUGAUGGGAUCAGAACUUGGUGA